AUGCAAGGAGGUUACGUGCAGGGAGUUGCAUGCAAGCGGCGUCCCUGGCGCCUCACAGAGGAGCGGCGCCCGCCUAACACCACAGAGGAGUGGCGCCCGAGUCACACCACAGAGGAGUGGCGCCCGAGUCACACCACAGAGGAGUGGCGCCCGAGUCACACCACUGAGGAGUGGCGCCCGAGUCGCACCACAGAGGAGUGGCGCCUGACUCACACCGCAGAGGAGUGGCGCCUGACUCACACCGCAGAGGAGUGGCACCCGAGUCACACCACAGAGGAGUGGCGCCCGAGUCACACCACAGAGGAGUGGCGCCCGAGUUGCACCACAGAGGAGUGGCGCCCGAGUUGCACCACAGAGGAGUGGCGCCCGAGUCACACCACAGAGGAGUGGCGCCCGAGUCCCACCACAGAGGAGUGGCGCCCGAGUCACACCACAGAGGAGUGGCGCCCGAGUCACACCGCAGAGGAGUGGCGCCCGAGUCACACCGCAGAGGAGUGGCGCCCGAGUCACACCGCAGAGGAGUGGCGCCCGAGUCACACCACAGAGGAGUGGCGCCCGAGUCACACCGCAGAGGAGUGGCGCCCGAGUCACACCACAGAGGAAGGAGUGGCGCCCGACUCACACCGCAGAGGAGUGGCGCCCGAGUCACACCACAGAGGAGUGGCGCCCGAGUCGCACCGCAGAGGAGUGGCGCCCGAGUCACACGACAGAGGAGUGGCGCCCGAGUCACACGACAGAGGAGUGGCGCCCGAGUCACACCACAGAGGAGUGACGCCCGAGUCACACCACAGAGGAGUGGCACCCGAGUCACACCACAGAGGAGUGGCGCCCGAGUCACACCACAGAGGAGUGGCGCCCGACUCACACCACAGAGGAGUGGCGUCACACCACAGAGGAGUGGCGCCCGAGUCACACCACAGAGGAGUGGCGCCCGAGUCACACCACAGAGGAGUGACGCCCGAGUCACACCACAGAGGAGUGGCGCCCGAGUCACACCACAGAGGAGUGGCACCCGAGUCACACCACAGAGGAGUGGCGCCCGAGUCACACCACAGAGGAGUGGCGCCCGAGUCACACCACAGAGGAGUGGCGCCCGAGUCACACCACAGAGGAGUGGCGCCCGACUCACACCGCAGAGGAGUGGCGCACGAGUCACACCACAGAGGAGUGGCGCCCGAGUCACACCACAGAGAAGUGGCGCCCGACUCACACCACAGAGGAGUGGCGUCACACCAGAGAGGAGUGGCGCCCGAGUCACACCACAGAGGAGUAGCGCCCGAGUCACACCACAGAGGAGUGGCGCCCGAGUCACACCACAGAGGAGUGGCGCCCGAGUCACACCACAGAGGAGUGGCGCCCGAGUCACACCACAGAGGAGUGACGCCCGACUCACACCACAGUGGAGUGGCGCCCGAGUCUCACCACAGAGGAGUGGCGCCCGAGUCACACCACAGAGGAGUGACGCCCGACUCACACCACAGAGGUGUGGUGCCCGAGUCACACCACAGAGGAGUGGCGCCCCACUCACACCACAGAGGAGUGGCGCCCGACUCACACCACAGAGGAGUGGCGUCACACCACAGAGGAGUGGCGCCCGAGUCACACCACAGAGGAGUGACGCCCGACUCACACCAUAGACGAGUGGCGCCCGAGUCACACCACAGAGGAGUGGCGCCCGACUCACACCACAGAGGAGUGGCGCCCGAGUCACACCACAGAGGAGUGGCGCCCGAGUCACACCACAGAGGAGUGGCGCCCGAGUCACACCACAGAGGAGUGGCGCCCGACUCACACCACAGAGGAGUGGCGCCCGACUCACACCACAGAGGAGUGGCGCCCGAGUCACACCACAGAGGAGUGGCGCCCGAGUCACACCACAGAGGAGUGGCGCCCGAGUCACACCACAGAGGAGUGACGCCCGACUCACACCGCAGAGGAGUGGCGCCCGAGUCACACCGCAGAGGAGUGGCGCCCGAGUCACACCGCAGAGGAGUGGCGCCCGUGUCACACCGCAGAGGAGUGGCGCCCGAGUCACACCACAGAGGAGUGGCGCCCGAGUCACACCACAGAGGAGUGGCGCCCGACUCACACCACAGAGGAGUGGCGCCCGACUCACACCACAGAGGAGUGGCGCCCGAGUCACACCACAGAGGAGUGGCGCCCGAGUCACACCACAGAGGAGUGGCGCCCGAGUCACACCACAGAGGAGUGACGCCCGACUCACACCGCAGAGGAGUGGCGCCCGAGUCACACCGCAGAGGAGUGGCGCCCGAGUCACACCGCAGAGGAGUGGCGCCCGUGUCACACCGCAGAGGAGUGGCGCCCGAGUCACACCACAGAGGAGUGGCGCCCGAGUCACACCACAGAGGAGUGGCGCCCGAGUCACACCACAGAGGAGUGGCGCCCGAGUCACACCACAGAGGAGUGACGCCCGACUCACACCACAGAGGAGUGGCGCCCGAGUCACACCACAGAGGAGUGGCGCCCGAGUCACACCACAGAGGAGUGGCGCCCGACUCACACCACAGAGGAGUGACGCCCGACUCACACCACAGAGGAGUGGCGCCCGAGUCAAACCACAGAGGAGUGGCGCCCGAGUCACGUCACAGAGGAGUCACACCCGACUCACACCACAGAGGAGUGGCGCCCGAGUUACACCAGAGAGGAGUGGCGCCCGAGUCACACCACAGAGGAGUGGCGCCCGAGUCACACCACAGAGGAGUGGCGCCCGAGUCACACCACAGAGGAGUGGCGCCCGAGUCACACCACAGAGGAGUGGCGCCCGACUCACACCACAGAGGAGUGGCGCCCGAGUCACACCACAGAGGAGUGGCGUCACACCACAGAGGAGUGGCGCCCGAGUCACACCACAGAGGAGUGGCGCCCGAGUCACACCACAGAGGAGUGAUGCCCGAGUCACACCACAGAGGAGUGGCGCCCGAGUCACACCACAGAGGAGUGACGCCCGACUCACACCACAGAGGAGUGGCGCCCGAGUCACACCACAGAGGAGUGGCGCCCGACUCACACCACAGAGGAGUGGCGCCCUGUCAGAACUUGAGCUUAGAAUCGAUACUAUAG
Molecule: messenger RNA, 3081 nt
Organism: Closterium sp. NIES-65
Lineage: Eukaryota; Viridiplantae; Streptophyta; Zygnematophyceae; Desmidiales; Closteriaceae
Source: the annotation of a GenBank genome assembly